Molecule: messenger RNA, 1065 nt
Organism: Rodentolepis nana
Lineage: Eukaryota; Metazoa; Platyhelminthes; Cestoda; Cyclophyllidea; Hymenolepididae
Source: the annotation of a GenBank genome assembly
AUGUCGCUCAAAGGUGUGUUGAUUUUUCUCACUUGUAUAAGCAUUUCUCUGGCUCAAAAAUGUGAUUGGCGAAACUGGGAGAUUCAAUUAAAUCCUGUCGCUAUGCACGAACCCCUUUCUCAGGAGAUCGUUGAUUACGUGAAUAGUAUCAAUACAACAUGGAAAGCUGCUCCUUCUAAAAGGUUCACGCUUACCUCGCAGAUCCGCCAACAACUGGGAACCGUUCCAGACCCCAUGGGCCGUCGUUUACCUAAACUCGCGACUCUCUCUGAGGAGAACUACAAGGAUCUCCCAGCUUCCUUUGAUCCUCGUGAAAAAUGGCCAAAUUGCAAGACUUUGUUCGAAAUUCGUGAUCAGGGUAGCUGUGGAUCUUGCUGGGCUUUUGGUGCAGCUGAAGCCAUGUCGGAUCGUAUCUGCAUUCACAAUGAGGCGAUGCGAAAUGGUCGCAACCCGGUUGUUCAUUUAAGUGCCGAUGACCUGCUCUCCUGCUGCUUUGAAUGUGGAAUGGGCUGCAAUGGUGGGUUCCCCACUACAGCUUGGGAGUUCUGGAAGAAGAAAGGCCUUGUGAGUGGUGGUCUCUAUGGUACCAAAAUGGUUUGCAGAUCCUACGAGAUCCCACCCUGUGAACACCACGUCAACGGAACUCGCCCACCAUGUAACGCUGAUGCCCAUACUCCCAAAUGCAAGAAAGUUUGCCAGAGUGAAUACAAGAUUCCUUAUAUGAAGGACAAAUAUUAUGCUGAGAAGGUCUACUCAAUUCAUAAGAACGAAGACGCAAUAAAGCAUGAACUCUAUACCAAUGGACCUGUUGAGGCUGAUUUUGAAGUUUAUGCCGACUUUCCGACCUACAAAUCUGGUGUUUACCAACAUGUCAGUGGAGCAUUGUUGGGUGGUCAUGCCAUCAAGUUGAUGGGCUGGGGAGAGGAGAAUGGUGUGCCAUAUUGGCUUUGUGCGAACUCCUGGAAUACAGAUUGGGGAGACAAUGGAUACUUCAAGAUACUCCGUGGUCAAAACCACUGUGGAAUUGAAUCCGAUAUUAACGCUGGUCUUCCUCGCGUUAAGUAA